AUGCCCACUUCCGCUAUAGACGACCUUGUUCACAACAUACUCGCUGAAGUCGCCUCCACAAUUAUGAGCAUACCCGCAUCGCCCACGCUUGUCAAUGGAGUACCCUCUCGAGCACAGACACCCUUUAUCCGAACCUCAUCGCCCUCACCUUCUAUCGAACUCAGUCACGCAUCGGACGAACAAGAAUUUGCCACACGUCUGGUCUCGGCUAUCCGUGUUCCUGUCGACUUCACAGAUAUCCUCGUCGCCUUACGAAAUCGCCCGCAAGAUCGACAAGCGGUGGUUUCCAUGCAACGAGCAUUAGAAAUGGUCGAGUGGAUGCAGACGGCCAGACAAGAGCUCAUCGCAGCAGAAGAAAGGACGAGUAGAGCCCGGACCAGAGUCGACCAAGUCUGGUCGUUGAUGCGCAGUACGGUCACUCGUACAGCACAGGAGAUUUGGAGGGAGCAUGGGGACGAAGACAUCGGACACAUCCUCGGAUACACCACUAAUGGAAUACCCGCAUCCACUCCUCGCUCGUCGCCAGAACCAAUUCCCGUUCGACCUCGCCCUCCUCGUUCGCACGUACCCAGUGGACGAUCUCCGUUAUCCCAACCAUCUUUCUCGACUGCAUCCACUUCUUCGCGUCGCAGUCAUCCCUACAGGAAUGGACGUAUCCCCGAACAAGGAUCACGAACCAGCCGGCGGACAUGCUACAGAUGUGGAGGAGAUCAUUAUGUCCGCGACUGCCCCCGACGACGAUGA
Molecule: messenger RNA, 744 nt
Organism: Sparassis crispa
Lineage: Eukaryota; Fungi; Basidiomycota; Agaricomycetes; Polyporales; Sparassidaceae
Exons: 1
Coding region: 1-744 (247 amino acids)
Source: RefSeq, a predicted model, not a curated record